Pleurotus ostreatus (oyster mushroom) is the source of this 480-nucleotide messenger RNA. RefSeq lists its product as uncharacterized. Bases 1 to 480 code for a protein of 159 amino acids. NCBI's taxonomy places the organism in Eukaryota, Fungi, Basidiomycota, Agaricomycetes, Agaricales, Pleurotaceae. The record is from RefSeq and is a predicted model, not a curated record. The transcript has a single exon.
AUGGCUAGUACGACACUUAACUCACCGCCCGAAGUCUCCAGCACGCCAACGGGCGCUCCCAUAGCAGCCAUUAUUCCCGUCGUUUCUGCCUUCGCGUCGCUGCUCGCUUCGACUUCAAGUAUCUUAUUCUGGCACCUUUGGACGCUGGCAAGCUCGCUCUAUCGGUUCUCUCCUCAUCACCCCAUAAUCUACGUAUCGCUACCCGUCUUAAGGUACCUCUUCGCCCCAUUUGCCGUGCUCUUCGAGAUCAUUCUCGAAGCAUUCAUAUGGACGCCAUGGAACCUCGCCGUAGGCGCUCUGGAAAACCUCUACCCCAUCUAUGUUCUGUGUGGCAUUGCCUGCCUUGUAGGGUCCUUUGUAGGCCUGUUCGGCCGGCUAGCUUCCGCUGUCCUCGUCGGUAUGGUGCUAGAAGAUUCUGAGUCGAAGCCUCAGCCAGUUGUUCAAGAAGAUGAGAAGGCGGCUUUGCUUGCCCACCAGUAA